This is a messenger RNA of Amyelois transitella, 4871 nucleotides long. RefSeq names its product beta-1,4-glucuronyltransferase 1. The transcript has 7 exons. Lineage: Eukaryota; Metazoa; Arthropoda; Insecta; Lepidoptera; Pyralidae. The record is from RefSeq and is a predicted model, not a curated record. The coding region runs from base 439 to 1989 and encodes 516 amino acids.
ACACGACGGGACGCACGCGAAGCGAAGCCCCGACCUGGCCAGUACGUUGCGUGUCGGCUCCGCAACUCCACGCGCCGCGCCACCGCUGUGCCAUAAAACUGCCCCGUCGCAACUUGGAGAUAUAAGUGCACAACUGACGGAUAUUCCGUGAAUCUCCGAACAGUGCUUCCAACCAACUAAAGUAACGGACCGCCCGCGUGCACCCUAGCCACGUUCAUGUGGUUUUGGGACAUUUGUGCCAGGAAAAAUAAACAUAGCACUCCGGAGCUACCAAAGAGAGCGGCGCCGUGCUGGCGCCCACCUCCGCCCACCUAUUGAUGACACAAUAAAUUGUGAUGCUGACACGAACAGGACCUUACAGGAAAUUGCGUCCUAGAGGACGACGAAGGACGUUAUAGCAAAAACUAGUUUUUUAAAAGUGCAAGUGCCUAUUCUUCUAUGAUGGUGGCUAAUCGGAGAAACUUUAUAUUUAGAGUUAGCAUUGUGAUCAAUAUUGCAGUACUGUUUUACGCAGCACUGCAUCUAUCUGGGAAUAAUCCUCCUGGCGUAGAAUGGGUGCAAAUAACGUCGGAUGGCUCAGAAAGAAGUGCAGAGUUGAGGUACUCGACCAAAGAAGAAUCGAUUGUUCGAAACGAGACCGAAACGAGGACAGUGGAAUCUGGUGUUAGAAUAGUUGAAGAACUCACAUCACAGAUAACUCCAUCUACGAUGCCUUCAACUAACAAGACAACAUCGAGCACUGCUUCUAUUGCAGAAGUAGAGUCGAAAAUUGCAAAAUGGCAGGAUACAGCAUCGGAGGCAGAACUGACGAAUGAGACCCUGGAUAUAGUAGAUGAAAACGCCGUUUCAGAUACGACUCUCUCCCGUCUGCGGUCGUUGUUAGCUUGCAAUGAUAAGGAUUUUCGACCCGAAUAUCUCCAAAGAGGAGAGUACUGGGUGCUGAAGAACUAUGUGCGCGCGGAUCAUGGAGACCUACAAUGUCACGAGACCAUUACGUACACGACGCAUGCCGGCUUUGAGUUCCUUGAUAACGUCCAGCCUUUGGUCGAACGAUGGCUAGCUCCCGUGAGUUUGGCUAUUCACGCUCCAGGCGCGGACAUGACCGCUGCUGUGAACAGCAUCAGAUACCUGCGGGACUGCCUGGGCAACGAACUCAUCCGGCAGUACGUCACGUUCCACAUCUUCUUCUCCAAUAAACAUAUACCUGCUAAGAUUCCAGACCCGAACAAAUUUCUGGCGACUCCUUACAAUUGCACACUUUCACCACCGUACACGAAUGUGAAUGUUAGCAACACCUACAUGAAGCAGAAGAGUCUAUUGUACCCGGUGAAUGUCGCUCGGAACGUUGCAAGAGAUUCGGCCUUGACACACUUUAUCUUGCCUUCAGACAUAGAGCUGUAUCCGAGUCCCAAUCUCGCUCCAAGAUUCCUUAAUAUGAUUGCGAGGAACGCCAAGCCUUUGAAUACUUCCACCAACCCAAGAGUCUUUCCAAUAAGCCUCUUUGAAGUCGCCACCAAUAUCCAAGUGCCAUCGACCAAAACGGAACUGCAGGCGAUGUUAGCGAAGAAAACCGCAAUUCCUUUCCACAAGUACGUGUGUCCGUAUUGCCACAACAUACCUCAAGGAGAACAAUGGAUGAAUGCAUCGGAAACUUCGCAAAUGGAUGUAUUUCACAUUGGGAAGAGACGAGGAAAAUUUGUUCAUUGGGAACCAAUAUUUAUUGGAACUCAUCAAGAUCCCCAUUACGAUGAACGACUGAGUUGGGAAGGCAAGAAGGAUAAAAUGACACAGGGCUACAUCCUUUGCGUCAAAGAUUACGACUUUAUGAUUCUUAACAACGCUUUCCUCAUCCACAAACCCGGUAUUAAACGCUACGUCAAAGACGCGAAAAGAGAUUUUCUUACUUCUAAACAAGGAAGCUUCGUUAAAAAUGUCAUAAUGCCAGAACUCAAGAAACUUUUUGGAACAAAGAGUGGGUGCGCGCUGUGACGAAGAUGCAAAGUUGUUAAAAUCUUUGGAAACGUACCAAGAGCAAAUGUUUGAAAAUAUAUCUUGAUCCGAUAAGAAAAGGAUUCGCCGGGAUGAUGUAUAGUGUAGAAAAUUGAACAAUAAAGCCAUCCUUAUGUACAGGAUGCAAAUUGCCUCAUAUUGAAUUUUAUAAAUAUUAGAAUUGAACAUAUCAUUUUGAAUAGAAGAAGAUACGCUAGAUGUAGCAACAGAGAAUUGAAUUUCUAUCAAGUAAAUGAUUCUUGAGAUAAAACAAACAAAAUGUGACGAAUUAAGAAUAGUGGUCACAUUCACAUUUAGUGACCAUUUCUUUCCCAGGAAAGGUAAAUUAUUUUUAUAACAAUAUUCUUACCAAAAUGUUCUUACUAAAAAUGUGGCCUUAUCAACUUUUAAAGUGUCGUCGUACAAUAUUUGUAGGAACUUAUCGGCCUAGGAUUCACAAUUAUUUAAUCUACAAAUCCCUUCACAUCGGAACUGCCAUGAUAAUGUGAGUUUAUGAGCAAUAACAGAUUAAAAUUGAAAUAUAGUCUAAAUUACAUACAAACAUUACUAUUUACAGUUUGAUUUCAAGUUUUUGGAUUCAUCGUCUGUGAACAUGGUAAUAGAAAAGCAAUAAAAACUUUCCAUUGCAAUGGCUUCCAUUAAAAUGAUUCUUUAAAAAUAAAAUCUGUAUCUUUAUAAUGUUAUCUUAAAUACUCCAUAUUCCAUAUCACCAUCCCUAGUUCCUAGAUACUGGUACCUCGUACAUACAUUACAGGACCAAAGAUUAAUCCCAUAUUAUAAGUAUUUCUAUAACAAAACGUCAAAAGCAAAAACUAGUCGAUCAUAACGAACAUCUACUAAAUCCAAAAUAAUAUUUUUAUGAAGCAAAAUAGCAAUGCAAUAAAAAAAAUUCAAUGAAUAGCCACAAAAUACCUAAGCUCUUAUUGUAGACGUUGAGCUAUUGGUGUAAGUAAAUGAAUGUAUGUGAAUUACGUCCUUGUUGCCGACGUUGCCGUUAGUCCGAUAAAAUGUUGUAUAUAUGUCGGCUGACCUAGAUGAUUAUUGCAGAACCCUUCAUAUCAAGAAAAGUAUAGAAAAUUUCAAACGUUCCAUGUAAGUAUGUAAUCUAAUUAAUUUAUCUGUAAAAAUAAACAACAGACAGCAAAGAAAUAUAAAGCUCUGGAAUUGAUUAUGAAAAUAAUAAAAGUAGUUGACUUAUGUAGAUGCCAUCUACUAUUUACUGUGUUUUACUUUCGUUUGUAUGAAAAAUCUGUUACUGAUGUAUAUUGGUUUGGUUUGUUUCCUAAUAACAUUACCUACUGUUUUACAGUUAUUGAAUUCUUGUAGUAUAAUUAUAUUUUAGUAUUUAUUGAUGCUAGGAAAUGCAAAUAAGAUUAUAUCACGUUUACGUUCGCCAAUUUUAAACCUGGGGGACUGGAGCUUUUGUCCAUAAAUAGCAAAAAAUAUUAAAAUAAAGUGAUAUACUCGUAUAAGUAAUCUCUAAUUGAUAAGUGAACAUUCAACUCAAUAUCGCACUCGAGUUGUGCCAUUUUGAUAGGGCAGUGAUGCGUUUAUUUAUGCCCGCCACCGUGAACUCUGUUUACCCUAUAAGGAAUAAAGACGUGAUACGUGUGUGUGUAUGUAUAUUAGAAUUAUACUUGAAUAAAGCUAUCUAUUUCCAACUAUUUCUUUUUCUAUCUUUUUGCUUAUACACAUAUUUUAAUGAAAGAUUAUAUUAAGUUAAUUUAAGUCUUCUUAUUGUGAUUUGUUUCCAUAAUUUUUUAGGAAUUUAAAAAAGUUGUGUCUUGUGAUUUCCGAAAAGUAUGUUUGGUCCUAUAAUGUAAAAUGUUAAAGUUAGCCGUUAACUAUUUGCAAGAUGAAGUCAAAAUCAAUCCAAUAAUUUUGCUAUUAUUUGUAUCAAAUGUUUAAGUUAUAUUGUAAAUUAUGUUUUCAAACUGUUGAUAAUCAAUAUUUAAAUUGUUUUCAUUUGGUGAAUUUUCAUUUCACCUUGUAAGUAGUGCACAUCAUACGUUGGCCUAACUGAUGAUGUUAAAUAAUAGGUAUUAUUCAUUAAGAAUAUAAUGAGUGUUAAACUUACCACGUUCGAUUUUAGUAUAAUUUCAAAUAGUAAUUAAGUAUUUUUUAAGCAUUCUGUUAGGUUUUUUACGUUAAGCACCAAUAUAUUAAGAAAAGAAAAUAUAGAUUUUUUUUGAUUUGUACAAUGCUAAUCUGUUGUAUAACAACUUUAAACCAACUUUUAAAAAACUUAUUACAUGAAAUUUUUCAAAAAAAUUGACAGUCCAUAACACAUUUUUAAUAAAACAAAACUAGGAAUCUUAAAAUGUUAAGUAUCAUAAAAUAUUUACGUUGAUACUAUGUUGAAACAACAAGUUAUAAAAUUAAAAUCAGCUUUGAAAAAUAGUCAUUAGUUUAAGUUAGUGGGGUUUGAUAUAAAAAAAAUGUGCAAAAUGGGAUUUUUUGAAUUCAAUUUAAUAGGAAAAAACCUAUUUUAAUAAAUCAAUAUAUUGGAAGUUUGUUCUGUUCUUUAAUACCAAAAGUAGGUAACAGGCGCAGGCACUGUUUUGAAAAUUGUAGUUGUUUUUAUAUUUUCCAUUAUCCAAGAUAUCACACAAUAUUUUGAUUUAGUAUUUUAGUCUGGUAAGUUAUAGCUAUAUUGGGUUUUGGUAACGGUUUAUGCAUGUGGUGAGUUUUCACUCUUUAGCAAUUAUGUAUAAUUGCAAUUUAUUCUAAAGUCUCUCAAUGUGAUCAUUUACGAAAAUGUAUUUAUGUAUUAAGAAUGUAAUUUUUAUAUAAACGAUUUAAUACAAUCUACAGGCAUACUUGUACUCUUUAAAAAAUUGAAAUAAAAGAAAUAAAAUUUA